GUGCUUCAAUCAGUCAGUAAGCAAACACUUUUUACAUGUGGUUUGAAAAGUUUGUUUAAAGCUAUUGUUUUGUUGCUCUUUUUUCUUAGAUUUCAAUUUUUGAUUGUGAUUGUGGUUUAAAUUAUUUUUUCAUUUAAUUAUGUAUCGACGUCAACAAAGGUUAAGAAGAGAAUAUCUAUUCCGUAAGUCUGUUGAAGACCAGAAAAGAGCUGUUGCAGAGAAGAAGCAAAAAAUUAAAGAAGCUCUGGAAACCAAUGAACCUAUUCCAACUGAUUUAAGAAGAGGUGCUAUUCAAUUAAGUAGAGUCGCUGAACUAGAUGAUGAUGGAGGUGAACAGGUAACUAACCACGAGGAUGAUGAAUAUCGAUGGGCUGGUGUUGAAGAUCCUAAAAUUGUUAUAACAACUUCAAGAGAUCCAAGUUCUCGUUUGAAACAAUUUGCUGCUGAAAUGAAACUUGUCUUACCCAAUUCACAGCGAAUCAACCGUGGUAAUUAUGAUAUGAAGAAGCUGUUUGAAGCAUGUCGAGCCAAUGAUGUUACUGAUUUCAUAGUUGUCCAUGAAACUAGAGGUCGACCCGAUGGAUUGAUUAUUUCUCAUCUACCCUUUGGUCCAACUGCUUAUUUUCAAUUAGCCAACGUAGUAAUGAGGCAUGAUAUUGCAAACAUCGAUAAAAUGUCUGAAGCUUAUCCUCAUCUGAUAUUUCAUAAUUUUAAUUCAAAAUUGGGUAAAAGAGUUACAAGUAUAUUGAAAUACUUGUUUCCAGUGCCAAAAGAGGAUAGCAAAAGAAUAUUAACUUUUGCUAAUGUUGACGAUUACAUUUCAUUCCGACAUCACACAUACAAAAAAGUUGAUGGACAGAUUGAACUUACUGAGGCUGGACCACGAUUUGAGCUGAGAUUAUACCAGAUCAAACUAGGAACACUUGAAAAUGAGGAUAUCGCUCGCACGGAAUGGACUCUUAGACCUUACAUGAAUACAGCGAAGAAACGAAAACUUUUUGGUGAUGGGCAAAUUUAAAUUAAAUGCAAUUGUAAUUUUAUAUCAACUGUAAACAUAAUGUCAAAAUUAAACUUUAGCAAGGAAUAAAAACCUUUGCUAUUUUUGCUCUUUACAUUAAAUUUCUUCUUUAAUU
Messenger RNA from Tetranychus urticae (two-spotted spider mite), 1133 nucleotides. Its product is annotated as U3 small nucleolar ribonucleoprotein IMP4. The record is from RefSeq and is a predicted model, not a curated record. Gene Ontology annotation, biological process: rRNA processing. Gene Ontology annotation, molecular function: rRNA primary transcript binding; snoRNA binding. Lineage: Eukaryota; Metazoa; Arthropoda; Arachnida; Trombidiformes; Tetranychidae. Gene Ontology annotation, cellular component: small-subunit processome; Mpp10 complex; nucleolus.